Messenger RNA from Cutaneotrichosporon oleaginosum, 1053 nucleotides. RefSeq lists its product as uncharacterized. Gene Ontology annotation, molecular function: actin filament binding. Gene Ontology annotation, cellular component: striated muscle dense body; catalytic step 2 spliceosome; nucleolus. NCBI's taxonomy places the organism in Eukaryota, Fungi, Basidiomycota, Tremellomycetes, Trichosporonales, Trichosporonaceae. The record is from RefSeq and is a predicted model, not a curated record.
CUCGACUCGCAACACACCAUGCCCGAGGUCGUCUCCAAAAAGCUCAAGUUCAAGGGCGACAAGCCGAAGAAGAAGAAGCGCUCGCAUGCACGCCCGGCCGACGAGCUUGAUGCGCUUGCGGCGGAAGAUCCGUCCGGAUGGAUGUUCCCCACGACAGUGGACGAGGUGGCUGGGCCGACGUUUAUCCUGCUUCCGACUGAGCCGUUGACAUGUUUGGCUUGGGACUCUGCGCGCCAGAAGGUGUAUGCCGCACCCCUGGACGUGCCUCAGGCGCCGGAGGGCGCGAACGAUCUGUCGAGCAGCGAAGUGCUCAGCCUUAUUGAGCCCAGUGACAUUAACCACGUCUGGGUUGUGUCUCGCCUGGCCGGGAGCGAGGACAUCAUCUCCUUGCGGACCAGCAAUGGUACCUUCCUCACAGCUACGCCGGGAGGCCAGCUUUCGGCGUCCACACCCUCCCGCGGCCCGCUCGAGGGCUUCACCCCCCUCCUCUCUACAGGCGAGCUGUUCCCCUCCUUCUCCCUCAAAACCUCCUCGGGCAAGUACCUCUCCGUCCCGCGCUCGGACAAGGAAACGAUCCUGGCCAAGAAGGCCGAGCUGCGUGCCGACGCAGACGAAGUGGGGAGCUUCGAGGGGCUGCGUGUCAAGUGCCAGCGCGAGCAUAUUCUCAAGGCCCGCGUCGCGGCCAUUGCCGGACGUGCGGGCGGAGAGGGCAAGACGCGUCUGCUCGAGCGCGGCGGCCCAUCCCUCGGGUCCGUGGAGGACGAGCUCAAGCGAAACACGCAGUAUCAGGCCUGGGGUGCCGGCCGACACCAUGUGAGCUCAGGCGACCGGAACGACUUGAAACGCGCAAAACGUGAGGGCCGCAUCGCUGAGGCGAUGCUCGACCGCCGCGCGGCCAUGAAGAGUGACCGAUACGCCAAGUGAUGGCGGCUGUGUGAUGUAGAGUAACACUGUCAUGUAUUUGUAGAUGGGAUGGGUGGCAAAUGCGCCGCGUAGGUGUGCUACAUCGACGGCAGUGAGGAGAUGAUCGAGGAGAUGAGAUGAGCAUACGAC